Molecule: messenger RNA, 1619 nt
Organism: Aaosphaeria arxii CBS 175.79
Lineage: Eukaryota; Fungi; Ascomycota; Dothideomycetes; Pleosporales
Product: Pkinase-domain-containing protein
Exons: 2
Coding region: 103-1464 (453 amino acids)
Biological process (GO): protein phosphorylation
Molecular function (GO): protein kinase activity; ATP binding
Source: RefSeq, a predicted model, not a curated record
AACCAAUUCCCUGAGUGUCGGCCUGUAUCCACUCCCUUAGUUUUUGAUGGACACUGACGUAAUACCCCUUAGAGAGCGAACAUCCUCAAGGAAGUGCAAAUUAUGCGCCAACUUGAUCAUCCCAAUAUCGUCAAGCUCGUUGACUUCCACGAAUCUCGCCAAUACUACUACAUCAUCCUUGAGCUUUGCCCUGGAGGCGAGCUCUUCCAUCAAAUCGUUCGCUUGACCUACUUCAGCGAGGAUCUUGCACGCCAUGUCAUCAUUCAAGUGGCGAAAGCCCUAGAGUACCUGCACGAAGAGGCAGGCGUUGUUCAUCGUGAUAUCAAGCCAGAGAAUCUCCUCUUCUACCCCCUUCCAUUCGUCCCAACCAAGAACCCUAAGCCAAGGGGACCUGAUGACGAAGAUAAGGCCGAUGAGGGUGAAUUCAUCAAGGGUAAGGGUGCUGGUGGCAUUGGUGUCAUCAAGAUUGCAGACUUUGGUUUGUCCAAGGUUAUCUGGGAUAGCCAGACAAUGACACCCUGUGGUACUGUCGGCUACACCGCGCCUGAGAUCGUUAAAGAUGAGCGUUACUCCAAGAGCGUCGACAUGUGGGCAAUGGGCUGUGUGCUCUACACACUGCUCUGCGGAUUCCCUCCAUUCUAUGACGAAUCCAUCCAGACCUUGACAGAAAAGGUUGCCCGUGGCCAAUAUACAUUCCUGUCGCCAUGGUGGGAUGACAUUUCCAAGUCUGCCCAAGAUCUUGUCUCGCAUCUGUUGACCGUGGACCCCGAAAAGCGAUACGACAUCAAGCAAUUCCUUGACCACCCAUGGAUUAGGGAGGCUGACGAAGUUACGUACGCUGCACAUGACGCGCCUCCUCUAGCCACUCCUCUCCACGUUAGAGAAAAGCAAUACCAACAAGGCAAAGCCGAUCCUCUCGCACAAAAUUUCGGCUAUCUCGAAUCGCCAGGCGCACGUCGUUCUGAUUUCCGUUCCCCAGGCGCCGUCAAUUUACGCGAAGUUUUCGAUGUUGGUUACGCCGUCCAUCGACAGGAGGAAGAAGGCAAGAGGAGGAAGCACUUCAAGCAAGGUUACCGUGGCGCCAACGCUAUCAACUCGUUGAACGCGCUUGAUGAGGACGAGGACGACGAAUUCUCUGGCGAGUCCGCUCCUUAUGACCCGUCACAACAGCAUCCACCUGCGAAGCUCCCCAAGUCUCAGGGCACAGAUGUUUCUGCAGUCGAGCAGAAGAUGCGCAACACUUCGCUGUCCGCCGCCGCUCAAGCAAGGCAGGCCGCGCAACCAAAGCAGCAAGAGAGAGGCUACGGUCAGCAUUCUCCUGCAGUCGCUGCGGCUGCCAAAAGACAGGUGAAGAACAGAGGGGCCUUUGAACUAAGCUUGGAUAACUCGACUUUGCUCGGCAGGAGAGCGAAGAAGAUUGAACCAAGUGGGCUUAGGGAACAAGUUUCCGUGGCUGGCACAUGACAGACAUCGGCGUUGGCGAGGGACUGGUAGACUAUUCGUGCUUUUCGCGAUUGAACCGUUUCUGGGGGCGUUUAAUUUCUGUUUCACUCAUUUUGUUACGUCUAUUUCUUCCCUCUCCCAACCAGCAUAUGUCUGCACUUCCUUGACUUAUGUUU